GGAUUCACUUCCUCGUUCAGCAAGCUAGGCAGUGAAGCGCUUGCCCUGUGCACCCAGAUCGUAAGAAUGGCGUCCGCCACUGCUCUUCGCUUGAGCUCGCCUGCUGCCCUUGCGGGAAGGUCAUGUGGAGCCUGCUCCGCGCAGGCCCCCUCUGCCUCAGCGACCACCCCCCUCUUCCUUUCUCGUGCUGCGAAGCGGGUGCAUAACCAGAGCGGAUCUAACUUCGCUGGAACCACCGCUGCAUUCCAAGGCAACAGCCCGAUUAGCAGCGGCAGACAGCUUAAGAAGAUAGUCGCCCAGGCAGUCGCAGCAGUCCCUGCGGCUAAAGCCACCCAGAAGAAGUCCAAUGGUUAUGAAAUCGUGACAUUGACUGGCUGGUUGCUGAGGCAGGAGCAGGAUGGGGUCAUUGAUGGCGAGCUUACUAUUGUGCUGAACUCCAUCUCCCUGGCAUGCAAGCAGAUCGCUUCCCUGGUGCAGAGGGCAGGCAUCUCCAACUUGACGGGGCUGGCUGGGGCCGCCAAUGUGCAGGGAGAGGACCAGAAGAAGCUGGAUGUUGUGUCCAACGAUGUUUUCUCAAACUGCCUGCGCUCUAGCGGACGGACCGGCAUCAUUGCCUCAGAGGAGGAGGACACCCCGGUUGCAGUAGAAGAGAGCUACUCAGGCCACUACACGGUAGUCUUUGACCCUCUGGACGGUUCCUCCAACAUCGACGCCGCAGUCUCCACCGGUUCCAUCUUUGGAAUUUACAAGCCCGACGAGAACUGUAUGAUCAACUUUGAGGAGGACGAGUUGACCGCCCAGGAGGCGAAGUGCGUGACAGCGGUGUGCCAGCCCGGCGAGAAUCUUCUUUCGUCCGGAUACUGCAUGUACUCCAGCUCUGUUAUUUUCGUGUUGUCCGUGGGCACUGGUGUCUAUGGCUUUACGCUGGACCCCCUGAUCGGCGAGUUUGUGUUGACACACGACAAGAUUCAGAUUCCCAAGUCGGGCAAAAUCUACUCCUUCAACGAGGGCAACUACCAGCUGUGGGACGACAAGCUCAAGAGCUAUAUGGAUUCCCUGAAGCAGCCCGACCCCAAGCCGUACUCUGCUCGCUACAUCGGGAGUCUUGUGGGUGACUUCCACAGAACCAUGCUGUACGGAGGCAUCUAUGGCUACCCGGCUGACAAGAAGAGCCCUACCGGCAAGCUGCGGUUGUUGUAUGAGUGCGCGCCCAUGAGCUUCCUGGCAGAGCAGGCCGGCGGCAAGGGGUCAGACGGCACCCAGCGCGUAUUGGACAUCCACCCCGACAAGGUACAUCAACGAGUUCCCCUCUAUGUUGGAAGCCAAGAAGAGGUGGAGAAGCUAGAGAAAUAUUUGAGGGGUUGAUUGAAUCGCUACACCGCCCAAACAUGACUGUACGGAGAGAUACUCACACUGCCCGUGUUUGAUUGAGGUAACGAGGUCAUCAUCUUCCAUAUGUUUUGGGGAGCGGGAGCACAGCCUCGACCAAGAUUGCAUUCUUGGCAUGGUUUCUAUAAGAGACAGUCCCACGUAUGCAGGGUGGCCUAGGCAUCGGUGUCUUGUUGCCAGCAGUUUCUAUGCCAUCAUUCAGGAGUACAUAAGGCAUGGGAUGCCGGCCCCCGUGGCCCAAACUUAUUUGUUGCGGGUCAGGACAUCGACCCAGGGAUGCAAUGUGAACAUAAGAUACCACCAUGCGAAGAGGUAGCUAGCAAUCUGCUCAGAGUCACAUGAUCCGGC
Molecule: messenger RNA, 1737 nt
Organism: Klebsormidium nitens
Lineage: Eukaryota; Viridiplantae; Streptophyta; Klebsormidiophyceae; Klebsormidiales; Klebsormidiaceae
Source: the annotation of a GenBank genome assembly